AUGAGUUCCCAAUCUUCAGUUUUUCAAAAAUGGAAGAAAACUGAUCUAUUAGACUUAAUUGAAAAAUUGAAAAUUAACGAUAUUUCUUAUCAAAGUAAAAAAACCACUUUGAUUCAAAUUAUUGAAAAUUAUUUGAAUUCUUUAGAUGUGCCAUUACUAGACAUAGUGGAAUAUCCAGAAUUGCAAUCUUUCUAUUGCUCGGAUGAUUAUAUUCCAAAAUCAACAAAGAGAACUAAUAAUCAUGUCGAUGAUUUAUUAGUUAAGGCAGAAGAAUCUGUUUUAGAGGACACCAUGUCUUCAACUAUAUUGGAACAAAAGCCUUAUGAAAUACAAGAAUCACAAGAAAAAAUGGAAUAUAUAGAUAAAGAAGAGGAAGAAAAAUCGGAAACCCCAGAAGAAUUGGAACAAGAAAACUUGGAUAGUAAUAAGAAGAGAAAUUAUAGCAAUUUAGAUUUUAGCGAGUCAACAUCAACUCAAUCCUCAUUUAAAUUCAAGUUCGAAAAUUAUUUGAACGAUAUAGUUAUUAAUGUAAGAAGAAUCAAUGAAGACAUCCAAGAUUGUUUGUCAACUAUUUAUUCAGUUGCAAUUAUCCUAUAUUUAAUUGAAUUUUUCCACAUAAUAAAAUACCUAUUUGCGAUAUAUUCUGUCGAAACUGAUAAAAUAGAUAUUUUUACAAAUAUUAUACUAUGGUUGUGGUUUUCCUUCCUAUUACCAUCUUUAAUCAGUUACUAUGUUAAUUUUAUUCGUUAUGAUCUUCCAACAAUGGAAAUGGACCCAAUGAUUUUUUCAAUAACCAAGACAUUAAUUGCUUAUACUUUAAACAAUUGUAAUUAUUAUUCACAUAAUGGAUUUUUGAUGACACCUUUACAAGUCGGUCUGGAGGUCUGGAGAAACUCCUUGGGUCAUCUACCUAUGAUGUUUGGUAUAGUUGGAUGUCUAUUGACUUUAUAUAUCUUUUAA
Molecule: messenger RNA, 960 nt
Organism: Vanderwaltozyma polyspora DSM 70294
Lineage: Eukaryota; Fungi; Ascomycota; Saccharomycetes; Saccharomycetales; Saccharomycetaceae
Gene: GTT3
Product: Gtt3p
Exons: 1
Coding region: 1-960 (319 amino acids)
Cellular component (GO): membrane
Source: RefSeq, a predicted model, not a curated record